Molecule: messenger RNA, 327 nt
Organism: Vicia faba (fava bean)
Lineage: Eukaryota; Viridiplantae; Streptophyta; Magnoliopsida; Fabales; Fabaceae
Source: the annotation of a GenBank genome assembly
AUGACCGUGGUGGCGAGUCUAGAGAAGGAAAUGGUAUUGCCUGAUGCCGAGGCCGCGGUGGUCGCGGUGGUAGAAGUCCUUCUCUCUGUUUCGAGAUUGAAUCAGUACAUAGAGCAUCAAGAUGAGGAUAUAAUUCACGAGGAUCAUUAUUCGUCUCCGGUUGAAGACAUAGUGGAAGAUCUUGACCAGGGAAUAUUUCUUGAAACCAUGACAGUAGUUGAGAUUCUUGUAUUCCCGGUGAUGAUUCUUGUGGCUGCUGCCGAGAGAGUUGGGAUGGUGGAGCAGCGUUUUUUGUGGUGGCCUUGGUGGACGAGAACUUCCCACUGA